ACCCAGCUUUCAGUGGGCUGGGCCAGAAGACCCUAGUUAAGUCACUCCACCUUGAAUCUGUCUUCUCCAAAUGGAGGAGCUGUUAUGAUUAUUCUAUGGCAUGAGUUCAGCCUUGGAGAGCAUAGACAAAAAUAGUAGCUGCAGUGGGCCACUCUCAUUAUUAGCAUGGAGAAGGAUGGGCAACAGGUGUCCAGCCAUCAGUGUUGACAACCCUUAGCGCCUGGCCUCUAUUCUUGAAAUCUGUCUGGACAGUCCAUGCCUGGGGUACUCUUGACCUUGUAGUGAAUAGAAGAGGAGAGGUUACAGUUUGGACAUGGGUAGAAUUUUGGGGGCACCUACAGGUGGAUAGUGUCCUUCAUUGGCGUCUUUGGGGGAAAGAGGAGGUAUGACAAGCUGGCUCUUCAGGAAAAGGGCAGUUUGUAAUGUUCCGUCUCUGUUCCACAGUUCAGAAUCAUGUCAUCAGUCCAGAGGAUAUGGCGCACAGCUAUGCCACCCUACCGCCAGAACAGCUCCUCAGCCACAGUGCCCAGGUCCCCUGGCUCAAGUGGCAGCCCCAAGUCCCCCAGUACUCCUGGCUCAGUGAAGGUGGCCUCCCCAUUGGAAUGUUCCAUCUGCUUCUCAGGCUACGACAACAUCUUCAAGACGCCCAAAGAGCUUUCCUGCACUCAUGUCUUCUGUCUUGAGUGCUUGGCUAGGCUGGCAGCGGCCCAGCCUGCAGGCCGUCCUGGCAGAGAAGCCGUGCCCUGCCCGUUCUGCCGGCAGCCCACAACUGUGCCCGCUGCUGGGGCUCCUGCACUGCGCACCAGUCGUCAGCUACAGGCCAAGAUGCCGGUGCACCUACAGAGAGAGGAGCCUGUGUGGCUGGAGGGCACCAAACUGUGUUGCCGCCCCUCGCCCACUGCUUCUGGCCAAGAGGCCAGUGACUUUGUAUGUGUGGAUGUAGGCCUGAGCAAACCAGCUGAGCCCACCGUACCUGUACCUGUCCAAGACCCUGCACCCAACCCAGGCUGUCUGGCCCGCUGUUGGGCACGCUGUAGGGAAUGGCGUCGUAUAGGGCUGGUGUCUGUGCUGUUGCUGGUGCUGUUUUGUGUGGUACUCUGGCCUGUGCACUGUGCACUCAAAACUGGAAAUCUGCAUUGCACUAGCCGGCCACCUGCAGCCACUGUCACCAUCGCUGCCACCACCGAUGCCCUCUCCCUUGGGCUCUUAGCCAACAACUAGGGUCACCACUUGGGCCAGGCCAGCUAUUCCAAAAACUCCAUGGCUAGGUCUCUAAUACACUGAGGUCAGGAACACAGCAGCUUUUGAAGUUAGUUGGUCCCCCAGAACCCCAUAUAGGACACGUACAUGUCCCUCACUCUCCAGGACUAGAUGCCAACGAGGACAAAAAGAGUCCUCAAAGCCUCCAAGAACAUCUAAAGGCUUCUAAAGGCUCGAGAGACUGCCCUGGGAUCCUGUCAUACAGAUGAGGAAAGGAACCCUGGGGACGUCUGGUCAGAUGUCUAGCCUCCCUGAACACACGGAACUGGCAAAAUGGCAGGAGUUUGCCAUCCUUCCUUUCCUAAGACAUUGCUGGGGGUGCUGAGCAGCUGGUUAUCCAAGAUUGAGAGUGAAGAGGCAGGUCACCCCCUGCCCAUGCCACAGCGGGAACUUGCCAGCUGUCCUCAGCCAUUAUGAAUAGUACAUUUCAAAAUAAAUUAUUUUGUAUAAAUAUUGUA
Rattus rattus (black rat) is the source of this 1718-nucleotide messenger RNA. It is a transcript of the gene Rnf223, whose product is annotated as ring finger protein 223. Gene Ontology annotation, molecular function: ubiquitin protein ligase activity. The record is from RefSeq and is a predicted model, not a curated record. Gene Ontology annotation, biological process: protein ubiquitination. The coding region runs from base 454 to 1221 and encodes 255 amino acids. Lineage: Eukaryota; Metazoa; Chordata; Mammalia; Rodentia; Muridae. The transcript has a single exon.